GACAAACGAUGACGCAUGCCGCCGCCGUACCGCAUGAGCAAAGCGCACGACUUCCAGUAAACCUGUUUAUCGACAAGACGUUCAGACGAUCGUCGAGAUCAAGUCAGUCGGUGCUUUACCUCCACGAUCAACACACGUUAAGCAUAGGAAAUGAAGAGAUUAGUGGUGCUGUUAGCGCUUCUGCUUCUAUCCGUCAUUCAAUCGUCCCACGGCCAGACAUGUACCUGUGUUAAGAAGGAUCAAUGCAAAACUCCGGACAGUCUGGAUGUUACUGUGUUUCCAAAGAAUUCAACCCAGCCAGUUGGAUUGGACCCAGUUUCAUUUGAUCUGAGAGUGUCAACCAACGACGGAUGUGACUUACUGGAGACAUGUUGCGAAGAGAAAGAUAUCGUCGUUAGCACGCAGAGAAGUGAGGUCACAUUCGAUAGAUGUGGCGUUCGGCAUCCUAAUGGAAUUGGAUAUAGGCUGACCGGCGAAAAGAGUGGAUCAGCGCAAUAUGGCGAAUUUCCUUGGACACUGAUGAUCCUAAAGUAUUCAGAUUUACUUGGUCUUAGUAAGGAAGUGUAUUUAUGUGCGGCUUCGCUGAUCGCUCCAGAUUUGGCACUCACUACUGCUCAUUGUGUAAAUAAUUCAGACCAGUAUUAUGUUAGAGCUGGUGAAUGGGAUACCAGUAGCAUCAGAGAGUUAUAUCCUACACAGACACAAAAAGUGGUGCAAAUCGUAGUGCACGAGAACUACAACAUCUAUCACCACAAUAACAUCGCGCUUUUAAAACUAGAAAAGCCAUUUGAAGCCGAUCACAACGUUCAGAUCGUUUGUCUACCACCCCAGAGAAGCUUCGAUGGGUCGGAAUGCUUCACCGGCGCAUGGGGAAAGGACAAAUUUGAACAAGGAGUGCAGCAGAACAUUCUUCGUAGCAUAGAAGUUCCCGUUAUGCCUCACUCCCAGUGCCAAGCUGCAUUCCGGAAUACACGCCUAGGGCCAUCGUUCAUCUUGCACGACAGCUACAUGUGCGCCGGUGGAGAGGAAAAUGUGGACGCUUGCACUGGCGAUGGAGGAGCCCCACUGGUUUGUCCGGCUGAUGGUUCUCGGUACUACCAGGUGGGCAUCGUCGCUUGGGGAAUAGGAUGUGGCCAACGUGGUGUUCCCGGUGCAUACACAGAUGUAACCAAAUUUAUGGGCUGGAUCCGAUUAAAAAUGUUCGAGCUAGGUUCAAGUCUUGAAUAUUCUACGUUCUAAUAGCAACUACAUGAAUAUUGUUGCAGAGCUGAGGGUACUGUCUUAAGUUGAAACAGUAUAAUGCAAUAUGUCAUAAUUAGGGACAAUGGAAAUUCGCGGCAAAUUUUCUCAUAAUUCGCGGGCCAACAUUAAGAAUUUCGCGGUGAUUUCGCGGCUGUAUCAUUUUGACCGUAUCGUUGAAGAAAACACCAAUUUUGCAUGCGAAAUGAAUAACUAACUUAGAUAUUGUGAGGCGUAAUAGUAAAUUUUCAGAAAAAGUAGCAAGUUUGAUGAAAAAUCAGAAAAGAAGUGGAUGUAUUAAGCUUUUAUUUUGCCAGAUUCGGAAUCGUAAAUUACUUUACAAUGUUAAAAGUUAUCAGCUAAUUUAUGUUUAAACAUUUAAAAUUGGUGGAAUUUUGAUGUUAAUUUCUAAAUUUUCUCAGAUUUCGCAGGUUUUCUUAAAUUUCGCGACCAAUGCUUAAUUUCGCGGAUUUCGCGGCUUCCGCGAAAUCGCGAAUUUCCAUUGUCCCUAGUCAUAAUGCCACAGUCAAGCUCUUUUCCCUGCUGGUAUUUAAUCUGUAUUUAUUUAUUUCUUUACGAUAUGGUUUUGCGUCUAAAAUCAUACUUGUAUCUUUUAGGCAGCUAACACUUAGCGAGAAGUCUGUCAGAGUGCACUGAUCACAUAACAUUUUUUGAACUAACAAAUUUUGUAUUGCUAUGUUGAUCACGACUUGGUAAAGACGACGAAAUACACGAGUAAUGCUCCAAAUCAAUCAAAUUAGUAUCCUAGCUAUUUCUUCUUUAUUUUAUCACAGUUUUUCUUCAACCCUCUUGUUUCUAAACCGUAGAGACCAAAUUUUGAUUCGAAAGUUGUAUAAGAAUUCAAACAAACAGGAUAUUCCUCCAAUAAGUGUAAUUGAAUUAUAUAUUUACCAUUAGAGAAGCAUUGAAAUUCUUGGGCAUCCUAGGGCUGAAAACCUCUAUAAUAAAGUAAUAGUAAUAAUAAUCCUUGGGAAAAUCCUUUGCUUCGCGAAUGCAUUGCUCUUGUAUGAGGUGAUUGUUGAAACAGGUUAAAAAAAUAAGCGUGUUUGGUAAAUGUUUGACACGGUGCAAAUUAUCGUUCAAAGAAAACGAUUAUUGGAAACUACCAAGGGGCAUGCAACUCUAAACUUUUUCUAAACUGUAAUAAAAAUACAGCACCAGUAUUUGUAAUAUAUAGGGACAAUGAAAAUUCGCGAUUUCGCGGAAGCCGCAAAAUCCGCGAAAUUGACCUUUGGUCGCGAAAUGUGAAAAAAUCCCGCGAAAAUUGACAAAAUUGUGAAAAUACCUUAUAAAUUUCAAUUUUUUAAACAUAAAUUGACUGAUAUCUUUUGACAAUGGUAAGUUUUAAACGAUUCUGUAUCGCAUAAUACAAAUUUACUGUAUUUUCAAUGUAUGAUUCUUUUCUAUUUUUACGUCAUAUGUGUUUCUUUUUCGAUGAAUUCAUCAUUAGACCUCUGAAAACCAAGUGAAUGAUUUAUUUGGCAUGCAAAAUUAGCGUUUUCUUCAGAAAAACGGAAAAAAAUAUGGGACCGCGACAGUGCCGCGAAAUUAGAGUAGCCCGCGAAAUUUAAGAAAUUUUGCCGCGAAUUCCCAUUGUUCCUAAUUAUGAACAUUAUGCAACUAUUUUUCAUAAUGCAACUCAUUUCAGUUCCAUAAUGAACGAGUGCAGAAAAGUUGACCAUUAUGAUACCGAAUUGAGUUAUAUAAAAUUGAAAUUAUGAUACUGAAUUGCAUAAUAGUUAUUUAUGUGACGAGUUGCAAAAAGUUGAUUUUUUUCAGCACGAGUCGUACAUUUAUCCAACAAGGCUUGCCGAGUUGGAUAAAUACGAAGAGUGCUGAAAAAAUCGAGUUUUGCAACGAGUUCCAUACAAAAUUUUAUGCAUUAAUUUUUUCAUAAUGCAACUCAUUUGAGUUGUAUAAUGUUCAUAAUGCAACUCAAAUGAGUUGCAUUAUGAACAUUAUGCAACUAUUUUUCAUUAUGCAACUUAUUUCAGUUGCAUUAUGAACCGGUACGGAAAAGUUGACCAUUAUGAUAUUGAAAUGAGUAGUAUAAAAUAGAAAUUAUGACACUGAAUUGCAUAAAUAAAUUUAUAAAUAUAUAUAAAUAAUAUAUAAAUUUAUAAAUUUAUAAAUUAAUAAAUAAACGCUUUCUGUAAACACUCUUAUGUGAGCCAGAUUAGAUGUUUUUAAAAUAUAGCACAGAAUUAUUGUUGAAAAUGUUGUGAGAAAAUUAGGUAUACAGAUUUUCGAUUGGUUAACCCUAAAAGGGAUACCUGGGGUCCAUUGGACCCCAGGCGCCUUUCAGAGCUCGUCUUUGAUGGAACACACUCAGCGAGGUGACGAAACUGAGGUCAUGAAGGUAUCCCUUUUAGGGUUAAACAUCAAAAUGGGAUUAAUAUAAGUUAAAAUAAAUAGUUCUGUGUAGAAAUGAAGACGU
Aedes albopictus (Asian tiger mosquito) is the source of this 3697-nucleotide messenger RNA. Its product is annotated as phenoloxidase-activating factor 2. Gene Ontology annotation, molecular function: serine-type endopeptidase activity. The transcript has 5 exons. Gene Ontology annotation, biological process: proteolysis. The record is from RefSeq and is a predicted model, not a curated record. Bases 151 to 1239 code for a protein of 362 amino acids. Lineage: Eukaryota; Metazoa; Arthropoda; Insecta; Diptera; Culicidae.